UAGUGAGCCUUCCUCAGCAGUGUUAACGCUACUGUCCUACUUUAGUUAGUCACCUGCUGCCCUUAACACCAUUCCAGAAUUGAAGAACUUAUGUGUCUGGGAGAGAAUGUUACUGUACCUCCUCUGCUGUUGUGCUGAUCUGUUUGUUUAGUCUCCUGGAAAAAGUAGUGUAAAGAAGAGUGAAGCCUCAGUGAAGCUGUGAAGCCCAUAAUUUCUGUAUUUGAAAAGAUCUAGAUACAGCGUCUAUGCUGGUGCUGUGAGAUCUCGGAAGUGCAGGGGGUCUCAUUUAGAGUUGUAUCAGAUAGGCUGCAGAGGAACCAGCUGGUGGUGUUGGAAACAAACAAGCUGCUAGUGUUAUCCAGACCAUCGGAAGAUAUUUUUAAAUCUUACAUGAGAUGGUUUGCUUCUAGGAAAUCUGUUUUUCAAUGGAAUUCCAUUGAGUAAAUCUAAUCACUUUUGCCCUUGCCCCUUUCUGGCUCUAAUCUCUCCUGCUGUUAUUCCCUAUAUAGCCCAUAUUUCUUGGUGGGGGAAACUCCCUGCUCGUCCCCAUGUGUUACUUUUCUGCUGAACGUUCUUUGCAGUCUUGCUUCUCUUCCUCUUGGCUGAUGAAAGCCUUCUCCAAUCUUUACUCAUUGAUGUAGUUCACCAUGACCCAUCUUUCUGCUGCUAGAAGAUGUCUCUGGCCCUGCGUGACCUUUUCAGAAAUUUUCUCCUCACAUUUAUUGCUAGUGAUCCCUUUAUUCACUCUGCUUCUCAUUCCAUUCCCCCUUAAAGCAACUUGCCACCACAGAUAUCAGGUUCCAGUCCAAUACUUGAGUUAUGAGCUGUCAGGAACAAUGACUAGCCAGAAGUGCAUGUGAUCAGAGAAAGAAAGAAUAAUCAGGAGUUGGCGGCUAAACUGUGAGAAGGAGGGACUGAGUUGGUAAAUUUGCAGCACGACAGUGGAGUUGUGGGAUAAUUUUACUUCUUCUGGGACUAGAGAAAAGGGGGAUCGUAAGUUGGGAAAGUGAAAUGGGAGACUUGUGUACACACAAGUCCACACGCACAGUGUCAUUUGCCUUAAUUCACUAGCCUUGAAGUAGAGGUGAUCAAAUCUGUAAACCAAAUGAUUGUCUGAGCGAGCUGAAGCUGGUACUUAACUUUCCUGCCUUUUUAAGAAUUCAGGAUAGCUGUAGCUUCCACUGCAGCAUGGCAAUAAAAAUGUGAGAACGUGUACAUUAUAUUUUUGACUAUGGUAAUAAAACUUUUAAACUACGAGUAUAACUUCUGGGUGAUUUCAGACCCACGGCAUCCCCAGCCCCCUAUGAUGUGGCAAAGUGGUGUAAGAGGCUUAGUACUGAGAUACUCAAGUGAAAAAGCUGUACAAUGCAAUGAAAUACAGUUUAGUUUUUUUCUCAAGCAUGACUUAUUUUCCGAUUCUCUUGAUUUAGGUCUGGAGUCAAUCUCAGUCUGAGCUCCCAGGAUCCUGUCACCAUGGAGACUGAAAGUGAGCAGAACUCCAGUUCCACCAGUGGGAGCUCCAGUUCCGGAGGAAGCACCCGUCCUCAGAUAUCACAGAUGUCUCUGUAUGAGCGACAGGCGGUACAGGCCCUUCAGGCACUCCAGAGACAGCCCAAUGCAGCCCAGUACUUCCAUCAGUUUAUGCUCCAGCAGCAGCUUAACAGUGCCCAACUUCACAGCUUGGCUGCUGUCCAGCAGGCUACAAUAGCAGCCAGUAGACAGGCCAGCUCCCCCAGCACCAGUACCCCACAACAGACCACCACUACCCAGGCUUCUAUCAACCUAGCCACCACAUCGGCUGCGCAACUGAUCAGUCGCUCACAGAGUGUGAGUUCCCCCAGUGCCACAACCCUGACGCAGUCUGUGCUCCUUGGGAAUACCACCUCACCGCCUCUCAACCAGUCACAAGCCCAGAUGUAUCUCCGGCCGCAGCUGGGGAACCUGUUGCAGGUAAACCGGACCUUGGGCCGCAAUGUCCCUCUUGCCUCCCAACUCAUCCUGAUGCCUAAUGGGGCCGUGGCUGCUGUCCAGCAGGAGGUACCACCCACUCAGUCUCCUGGGGUCCAUGCAGACACAGACCAGGUGCAGAACUUGGCUGUGAGGAGCCAGCAGACCUCAGCCGCUAAUGCCCAGCUCCAAGGCUCUGCUCAGAAGGCAGCUCUUCCAGGAAACUCCCAGCCUUCGGGCCUACCACAGGCCACAAAUACAGGCCAAACAUUGGCAGUGGCUCAGGCGGCUUCUAGCAGUCCAGGCCAGUCCCUCAACUUGAGCCAGGGGGCCACAGGCAGCAAUGGUAUCUCUGGGGGUGUGGUGGCAAGUAGUGGGAGCCAGACCUCAACAGGAUUGAGCCAGGCAUCCUCAGCAGGCCCUGCUGGCAGUUGCCAAAGGAAAGGCACAGGGGUGGUUCAGCCGUUACCAAUAGCAGCUGCUCAGGCAGUGACUGUCAGCCAGGGAAGCCAAACAGAAACAGAGAAUGCAACCACAAAGAAAGGCGAAGCGGACAGUGGUGGACAGCAAACGGUGGGCAUGAACCUGACCAGGACAGCUACACCAGCACCCAGCCAGACAUUGAUCAGCUCAGCCACAUAUACACAGAUCCAGCCCCACUCGCUGAUACAGCAGCAGCAGCAGAUCCACCUGCAGAAGCAGGUAGUGAUCCAGCAGCAGAUUGCCAUUCAUCACCAGCAGCAGUUCCAACACCGCCAGUCCCAGCUCCUCCACACAGCCACCCAUCUCCAACUGGCUCAGCAACAGCAACAGCAGCAAGCGCCAUCUCUGACUCAACAGCAGCAGCAAGGUCAACCCCCCCAGCAGCAAGCUUCUUCUCAAAACCAGCAGCAAGCUCAGACCCUUGUGGUGCAACCUAUGUUGCAGUCCCAGCCGCAGCCUGUUCAGCUCCAGCAGGACAGCCCUUGCCAGCCAGCCACCAAGUCACCUGUUCCAAUUCAGUCAAAAUCUCUGGUCACCCCCAUCAAACCACCUCAGCUUGGGCCUGCCAAAAUGUCAGCAGCACAGCAGCCUCCACCACACAUCCCAGUGCAGGUGGUGGGUACACGGCAGCAGGGCUCAGGCCAAGCUCAGGCACUGGGUUUGGCUCAGAUUGCUGCAGCAGUGCCCACCUCCCGGGGAAUGCCAGCUGUGGUCCAGCCUGUUUCCCAAGCCCAUAUUGCUUCUCCAUCAUCUGCUCCAGCAUCCUCACAGGAAGCUCCUCCCCUCACCACAGGGGUAAAUUUGGCACAAGUUCAAGGCACAGCCCACAUGGUGAAGAGCACAGCCUCCUCUCCAGUUGUGGCUCAGAUGCCAGCAGCAUUCUACAUGCAGUCUGUCCAGUUGCCAGGCAAGUCUCAGACCUUAGCGGUGAAGCGCAAGGCAGAGUCAGAGGAGGAGAAGGAGGAAUCACCCAGUGUCAAUGCAGUCUUGCCUGCUAGGUCCUCUCCUGUGACAGACAGCCCCAAAAACAUGGAGGAGAAAAGUGGCCUUGGAGAUAAAUCUGAUCCUGCUGCCAGUGCAACCCCAAAUCCCACCUCAAAUGAAGCAACAUCAGUCACACCCACUUCGGCUUCCACCCCAAACGUGGCAAUGGUGUCACGUCAGACGGGAGACUCCAAACCCCCACAAGCCAUCGUCAAGCCCCAGAUCCUCACACAUAUCAUAGAGGGCUUUGUCAUCCAGGAAGGAGCAGAGCCAUUUCCGGUUGGUUGUUCUCAGCUAUUGAAAGAAUCUGAGAAACCACUGCAGGGAGGGGCUCCCUCUGGGCAGAGUGAAAACCUGUCCAGUAAUUCCCCAGGAAGGGACAGCACUUCUAUGGAGCUUGAUAAAAAGGCAAACUUGCUGAAGUGUGAAUACUGUGGGAAGUAUGCCCCAGCCACCCAGUUCCGUGGCUCCAAGAGAUUUUGUUCCAUGACCUGUGCUAAAAGGUACAAUGUCAGUUGUAGCCAUCAGUUUCGGCUGCAGAGAAAGAAGAUGAAGGAGUUCCAGGAAGCUAACUAUGCUCGCGUGCGCCGACGGGGACCACGGCGCAGCAGCUCUGAAAUCGCUCGAGCAAAGAUCCAGGGCAAGCGCCACAGGGGCCAAGAAGAUUCCAGUCGAGGCUCUGAUAACUCCAGCUAUGAUGAGGCUUUGUCCCCUACAUCUCCAGGGCCCCUGUCAGCAAGGGCCAGUCAUGGAGAGAGGGACCUGUCAAACUCCAGUAUGGCCCCACCCACCCCAGAUCUACAUGGCAUCAACCCAGUCUUCCUAUCCAGCAAUCCCAGUCGUUGGAGCGUAGAGGAAGUGUCUGAGUUCAUCGCAUCUCUGCAAGGCUGCCAGGAGAUUGCUGAGGAGUUUCGGUCACAGGAAAUUGAUGGCCAGGCCCUACUGCUCCUCAAGGAGGAACACCUCAUGAGUGCCAUGAACAUCAAGCUGGGACCAGCUCUCAAGAUCUGUGCCAAGAUCAAUGUCCUCAAGGAGACCUAACAGCUCUGAAGCUAGAGGUCUCUCUUUUGCUCUGACCCCAGUGCAGCUGCCAGCUUUGGAGAAUCCUGCUUGGGUGGGGAAAGAUGGGACCAUCCCACAUGAUCUUGCAUACAAAGAAGAGUGAGAAGGAAAUUAACUGAGUUGAACUGCCAUGCACAAGCCUCUGUCUUGGUCUCUCUAUGGUGCUACCAGGGGGAUGAAAACUCCCACCUGGGUCUUGAAACUUCUUUCCUUCCUCCUUAUUUUGAAUAUGCUUCUGCCAUACACCACAUAAGGAAGGGAAGGGGACCUCUUUCUGCCCUAACAGACUUCUGAACAAGGAACUGCCCUGCACUUUUGCCACAGCAGGUCUAUUAGAUCCUAUGUAGUUAUUUUUGAAUCUUGCUGUGCUAGAACAUGAGGCACAGGAGAAGCCUGCCCAGCAGUAAUAGCAUGAGCAGCUGUGCUUGAGGCAUUUGGGAAGGGGAGCAAGUAAAUUCCAAGUGACAAAAGUGGAAAAAACAAUAGAGCAAAAGGGGCUGUCUCUGUUUCACUGUUCUAAAAAUACCUAGGCUGUUCAUGAACUGGAUUUAAUAGCCAUUCCAGCAUGCAUACCAAACCUGAAGGCCCAGGGCAAUAGGAGCUGCCUUAGCUUUACUGUUUCCUGUAGAGAUGCAGAUUGAAGGCUAAGUGUUAUGGCAGCUGCUCACUCCAGAUGCUCCCCUUUGAGCCAGUCAGAGGAGGAUUCAUACUGAGUUCAAGGUGAUGGGGGGGAAAAAAAGGGAGGGGGGGUGUUUUACCUUAGCAAACUCCGCAGGCACUAGGUUUGUCUUGCCAUUGUGCUAGGGCAUAAUAUACAAAUCCAAAGCAGCCUUCAGAAGCGCUAAGGCUCUUCAUAAAAUGGGCUAGGGUUUGGGGUUUUUUUGCGUGUGUUCUCUUACCAGUUUGUGUUAUUUUUUGUGUCUGUCUUCAUUAUCCUCAGGAGAGCUUAUGGGACAAAGUUUAAGCUGGCAGGAUUGCAUCCCCUGCCUCAGGCUCUUUUUUUUUUUGUUGGUUGUCACUGUUGUAAAACAAGUAUUUCUCUUCCCCAGUUAAAAACAACAACAACCACCACCACCACCCUCCCACCAACUGAAUUCUGAUCCUUUAAUGCUAUUUCUCCUUGAAAGUGAUAGUUAGAUGAACCCCCCUUCCAGCCCACAUACCAUUUUUUUUUUCAAAAGGACCAAAUAUGGUAUUCUAACAUCUUCUAGCCAGUUUGCUGAGGAUAUGAGCCUGAGCAGAAUUCUCUUCUUCCAAAAACAACUCUGCUUUAAAAACAAAACAAAAACACAAGCUGAGGAAAUUACACAAAGCACUAAGAGGUAAGUGCACUGAAUAGAACACAUCUUCUAAACCCUGUCUCAGCUCUUCUGUUUUUUUUAAGUUUCAUAUGAAUUUUCCAGUGAAACCUAAGUCUCUUCUGUGUGGGAAGUGCCUACAGUUAGAGGAGGGCUUUAAAGUCAUAUGAGGAGGCCUAAUAGCAUGGGUAGGAAAACAUUAGAGAUCUUUGGAAGGGGCUAUGUAUUGAUGCCCCCAUAAAAAAAAAGCAAUUGAAAGGGAGCACAGUGCUUAGCAGAUGGCUAUAGAGUGUGAAAGCAAUGUCUUGGUCUUAAUUCAAAUGCUAAGUAUGAUGUUGAUAAUGACAUCCUCGUUCCCGAGGAGGAAGGAUUCUGCAGUCUAUUAAAAAUAGGCCCAAAGGAAGCUGUCCAUUCUUAUACACUGAUAGUAGCACCAGAGCCAAUAUACAUUGGGGAAGGGAAAUUAGCAUCUGUAACAGCAAUCAUCAGAGGAAGGUUGCCCUUACACAAGCAACUUGCUAAACAAAACAAGUUUUAAAUUUAACCCAUGGUAGGAUAGAACAGCAGCGUAUCAGUUACUAGCCCCUUCCAAGGACUAUGUUUACUUCACCCAAAGGGAAAGGUUUUACCUCUUACCUAAAGUUCAUUGUAUAUGUUCAAGGUUCUUAAUAAAAAAAUUAAA
Molecule: messenger RNA, 6456 nt
Organism: Struthio camelus australis
Lineage: Eukaryota; Metazoa; Chordata; Aves; Struthioniformes; Struthionidae
Source: RefSeq, a predicted model, not a curated record